AUGGGCGGCUUCAAACGGGCCAUGAUGCGAUUCACCUCCAGCAAGAAUCUAGCCCCAGCUGGUGCUGACCCCCUUAUUCAUGCAGACGCACCGCAGGUCAAUCUGCCGCAUGUGGACACUCAGUUAAAUAUGCACAACGGAUUCCUCGAUGACGAGUCUCCGGCCGCAGGCCAGAACGGAACCUCCAAUGAGACCUCUCCCGCUCCUUCCCAACCAUCGAACCCCUCAGCUACAACAGACACCAGCAAUGGCGAGCCGCAAACCACAGAAUGGUCUGCAGUCGGACAUGCAGCAACCGGCAAGUCUGGCCGGGUCAUACACAAUCUCCAGGAGGAAAUUGCGCGUCUGACGCGUGAAUGCACUUUGCAAAAGUCCCGCGCGGAAGAAUUCCAACGGACAAACGAAGCCUACAAGAUCCAGCAACAAAAUAUGAACGAGCGACUGCAAAACCUCGAACAGGUCAACGAAACCAAUCUCAACUCAAUCGCGCGCAAGGACCGGCAGUUGGAAGAACUGCGAACAGAUAUACAACAUGAGCGCUCGAAGCGUCAUGAUGCCGAGCUGGACGCCAAUCAAACCAACGAUAUGAUGCGCGAGGAACGCGAGAACCACAACCGCGAACAAGCUCGGAUACACGAGAUCUCCAAGUACCACGAAACACAGUACGAGGUGCUAGCAUGCACGACGAAGCUCGACAAGGCGGAAUUCACAAGACGUAUCAAUGUUAUCUCCGGCCAGUUCCAGUCCAUAUCCAAUGCGCAGAAAACACACAUAUACUCCACCGAGCGCUUGGAGGUCCUCGCAGAUCAGAAGAACCGUGAGAUCGAGGCUCUCAAGGAUUCUUAUGAAAAACUGCUGGCUACACAUACUGCAUAUAAGGAUAUGAAGGAGAAUGAAUUCCGAAGUACCCUUGGGUCAGCCCAAUCUAACAAUGGCAAAAUCGAUGCAGCUCUGGCCCAAAUCAAGGAGACAGAAUCAGAGAUGAAGUGGGUGAUGCGGCUGAGUGAAAGCCAGCAAGCCAAGAAAUCUGCCAGCAAAUGA
Molecule: messenger RNA, 1041 nt
Organism: Penicillium nucicola
Lineage: Eukaryota; Fungi; Ascomycota; Eurotiomycetes; Eurotiales; Aspergillaceae
Exons: 2
Coding region: 1-1041 (346 amino acids)
Source: RefSeq, a predicted model, not a curated record